Molecule: messenger RNA, 2199 nt
Organism: Candida tropicalis MYA-3404
Lineage: Eukaryota; Fungi; Ascomycota; Pichiomycetes; Serinales; Debaryomycetaceae
Product: glucose-induced degradation complex subunit
Exons: 1
Coding region: 1-2199 (732 amino acids)
Biological process (GO): proteasome-mediated ubiquitin-dependent protein catabolic process
Cellular component (GO): GID complex
Molecular function (GO): protein binding
Source: RefSeq, a predicted model, not a curated record
AUGAUAUCAAAGGAAUACAAAUUGCAAUUAAUUGCUAAAUCAUUGAAUGAAUUGGGGUAUUCGGAUAUAUCCAACCAAUUAAUUGCCUCCACAAAUACCGAUCAAAACCAACCAAAAUUAGUUCAAUGGUUUUAUGAAUGUUUAAGAAAUAAACAAUAUACUAUUUUGGAAAACUACAUAACCGAGCUAAUUGAUGGUAAACAAAAUGCAGAUGAAUUUGUUCAUUUGUUGAAUAUAUCUCCUGUUGGUGAUUCAACAUCAUUGUUGAAUCUAGUUCUAUAUUUGAUAAGACGAAUCAACUAUCUCGAGAUUAUCCAUACAUCCAAGAAUAAUUCAGUUGAUGAGAGAUUGAACUACAUAUCGGGCAAAAUGAUGCCAUUGUUGGAUAAUAUUGACAAUAUCUCCCAAUUUGACUCGAUUUUUGAUAUCAAAAUGUUGCAUAAAUUGACAAGCGAACAGGAAACAACUUUAUUGUUGAAUGACUCAAUUCCUUUUAAGAAAUACCUUUUAGAUGAUGGUCUUGAAGAUUUGCAGUCUUUUGUUGAUGUAUUAUUUGAUAAGUUAUUUAGAAAUGAACCAUUUGAGGACAUUCCGGAUUUGACAACCAUCUUGCUGCAAGCUUCCAAAUACCAACAAUUGCAAUCACCAUAUUACUUACCACCAAGAACCAAGCAAGAAAGACGAAAAUUACCUCCAGAAAGUCUUAUUCCUCCUCCAAGUAAAAAAUACCAGAAAAAUUUUCAUCCUGGAAAAUUAUUGCACACAUUGACAUAUCAUAAAGAUGAAGUUUGGUUUAUUAAGUUCUCACCAUCUGGUAGAUUCAUGGUUAGUGGAUCAUCAGAUGGUAGAUUGGUAUUAUAUGAUGUGGUUAAUAAUUUCCAAUUGAUCAAAAUUUUAGAACCAACUUUAGCAGCCGACAAUGCUGCUUUUGUUGCCUUUUCUUCCAAACCUCCUUCUUCAACAAGUAGGAACAAAGCAGUUAUUUAUUGCUGCUGGGAUCCUAAUGAAAAUUAUCUUGUCAGUUGCUGCUUGGAUACAGUAGUUAGGGUUUGGUCUAUAGGUGAAAUCCACAAAAAGAGAAAUACCCGCAGCAAUAGCAGCCUUGCUGACGCUACAAUUGGAGAAUUCAAAUUGAUUAGUUGUUUUACAUUGGCGCCAGAUAUAAAAACUUGGACAUGUGAAUUUUUACCUGAGAAUAAGAAAAUUGUUAGUGAUACCAUCAACUCGGAUACUCCUCAAUUUAUUGUUGGUUCACCAGAUAAAGUACUUAAAUUAUUUGAUUGCAAUGGAGUUGAAUUGUUUGAUUUCUAUGGUAACAUCGAAGAGGACGACGACGAUGAUGACGAUGGUGAUGAUGAUGAUGAUGAUGAUGAUGAGGAAGAGGGAAAAAAACGUCGCCAUAAGAAUCAAGGUAGUGCCGAGGAUAGUCAUGGUCCAUUUGCAGAGAAUAUUAAGAGAGACGAUGUAUCUAUGAAAGAUCCUGAAGACAUCCCAAAUGCAACUGAUAAACUGAAACCUACCAGCUCCACUAAUAACUCUCUGAUUAACAACAAAAAUCUUGAAAGUAAUUUCAAUAGAAUAAAUGAUUUGGCUAUUACAAAAGAUGGGAAAAUGUUAGUUACUUUGAAUGACCAUCAAAUUCAUUUUUAUACAAUUCCAGAUGUGCUCAAUGAUGAAGCCACCACAAGAAGGAUUUCAAAUAUUGAAUUUAAAGGAAGGUUAACAUCAUGUUCAAUUUCAAAUAAUGGGAAAUACUUAUUGAUUAAUAGUGCUCCAGAAGAAUUACAAGUUUGGGACAUAUCUCCAUUGAAAAGUUUAGAUGAGCCUAUAUUAUAUAGAAGAUUUUUUGGACAUUCCCAAAGUUCAUACAUUGUUAGAUCUACUUUUGGAUAUCUUAAUGAGAACAUGACUGGUUAUGGCAAAGAAAAAGAAGAUGAUGACGACGACGAUGACGAAGAAGACGAAGAAUAUCCUACUUCGGGCUGUGAAGAAGAAUUGAUUUUGACAGGAAGUGACGAAGGAUAUAUCUAUUUUUGGAAAUUACAUACUGGUCAAUUUAUCACAAGAAUUAAAGGUCAUGUUGGUUUAUGUAAUGGAGUUGAUUGGAAUAGAAAAGGUUCUGUGGUUAAAGGCAAAGAUUUGGGUAAAAUCUGGGGUAGUGUUGGUGAUGAUAAAUUGGUUAAGAUUUGGACAGCUUAA